Messenger RNA from Bombus pascuorum, 1442 nucleotides. RefSeq lists its product as uncharacterized. Bases 149 to 814 code for a protein of 221 amino acids. The transcript is spliced from 2 exons. NCBI's taxonomy places the organism in Eukaryota, Metazoa, Arthropoda, Insecta, Hymenoptera, Apidae. Gene Ontology annotation, biological process: regulation of tube size, open tracheal system; septate junction assembly. Gene Ontology annotation, cellular component: septate junction; membrane. The record is from RefSeq and is a predicted model, not a curated record.
AUGGUAUGGUAAGCUACAUGGUCAUCACACAACAUAACGUGUUGGGGUGUGGUUAAUGCCGUGGGAUCUUUACUAGAUCAGUAGAUUUGAAUUGUUUGUCGUACGCGUUGUUUUACAUCGUGAUCAUUCACGAAACAAUUUUUUCACGAUGAAGAAAAGAAGCUUUUCCGGCAAUGUGGGUGUCGGUGUCUUUAUCGUUGCUUUCGUGUGUGUUUGCGUUGCAUUUGGUACACCAGCAUGGUUAGUGAGUGAUUAUCGUAUCACUGGCGCAAAACUCGACAAAUUAGGCUUGUGGACGCAUUGCUUUAGAUCACUUCCAAAUCCUCAAGAAAUGGACGCACCUAGACGCUUUUUCGUUGGUUGUAGAUGGGUUUAUGAUCCCUUCACUGCAGGUUAUUCUGAUAUUCGAGGCUUUCUACUACCUCCAUUUAUGAUAGCAACACAGUUUUUCUUUACUCUAUGCUUCCUGUUGAGUAUGGUGUCAUUUGUAUUGGUAUUAUUGUUCACUCUAUGUUGUGAUCCAGAACAGAAACGUUAUGUACAACUUAUCAUGACAAUUGGAGGUUUACUAUUUGUUGGUGGAAUAAGUGGUGGACUAGCAGUAAUUAUAUUUGCUUGCCUUGGAAAUACUGAUGGUUGGAUGCCUGGACAUGCAAACAAUUUCUUUGGUUGGUCCUUUGUAAUGGCAGCUGUGGGUAGUGUAUUGACAAUUAUAGCAGGAGCUCUUCUUCUUGUUGAAGCAAAUGUUCAACGUAAAAAACGAGAGUAUUUAAAAGAAUCUCAAACAAGAUUCCAGCUUGAAUCUCGUACAUGAGCUAGAGUAUUAUUAUUACAUAAGACUUGCACAACAAUUUAGUGCUAAAAUUUUGUAAUAUUAUUCCGUCCAUAUAUUAGCUGGUUUUUAAUAAUAGUAUAUUGUAACACAUAUUUUCUAUUAUUCUAGUACAAAGUAUGUUAUAAAACAAGAUUUGUAUUUUUGUAAGUUUUAUAUAUACAAGAUAUGUAUAAAUUGUAUUAAGUAGUGUUGAUAAGGGAACCUUUGUAUUUUUAUUGUUGUUUUAUUUGUUUAAUAACUUUUUGGAAAUUAAAUUAUACUGAAAGUGAAAGUUAAUGGAAAUAUAUCUAAAGUUAAUUAUUUUAGCAAAGGAAGAGUAAUUUCAAUUGUGUCCAAUAGAAAAAUUUCUUUUGAAUUAUAAGAAGUUGUUAUGGAAAGUUGUAUAAGUUUUACAAUGUAAACAUCUACUGCCAGUGGUCAAUUUAUAUGUAUAAGAUUUGUAAAGACUAGUGUAAUUUACACGUAUAAAAAUAUUAACAUAAUUAUAUGAAUUAAUUUAAUUAUUCGUCCUUGACUGUAAAUUAUAAAAAAAUUAUUUUUAAAUAGACACAAUGCGGUUUUGUAAUAUAUCUUUACUUCAAUAAAAAUAAGAUUAAAUGUUGAAAAU